Molecule: messenger RNA, 2283 nt
Organism: Clavispora lusitaniae ATCC 42720
Lineage: Eukaryota; Fungi; Ascomycota; Pichiomycetes; Serinales; Metschnikowiaceae
Source: RefSeq, a predicted model, not a curated record
AUGCUUCUUCUCUUCAAAGUCGUGUCCUUCCCGUCUUGUCCCCAUACUUCACCACAAUGCCGAGUCACGUGCGCGUCUCACCAUCUCCAACCUUCUUCUUCAAACUCUAUCCGCCAGCAAACUUGCCCGGUUCUUUCCCCUUUUCUCAUCGAAAAACGCAGUCCCCAGUCUUACAUUCUGCGCCCUGCGCCUGCCAUGGACAAAGAAAAGCGCGUCUCCCGCCUUUUCGGCUCCCGAAUCCUGUCCAUCUUUUCUGCCGAACAUGAUCGAAAAGACCACUCACCAAUGCCCCGAAUGGCGCUGAUGCCCAAACUAGGCGCUCAGGAGUCGAUUUCAUCUGGAGCUGCGACUCUGGGAACGUCAAAAUCGCCCCUGCCUCGUCCCCGCUUGUCUUUGGAUCCAAACGCCAACAACAAUAACCUGGCGGCUAAAACGCCGCUCUCGCGUGUGCCCCUUUACAACAAACGGCUGCAGCCGCAGCUUGGAGAGCAUUACAGUCUGCUGCAAGAGCGAUUGCCCGAGCUGCCGCUCGAAAAUAGAGAAAUGCGCCAGAACAGACAAAACCAGAAUCGGCUCGACCCUGAAGCAGUAACAGCUCAGCGCACUCGAUCACCGGAACAUUUGCCGGCUCUUCCCGUGUACCUGUCCACUCAUCUGCGGCUGUUGCACCGGCGCCCACCGCCGUCGGACAGUAGUAGCGACAAGCUUGGUGAAAAUCAAAAAACACAGAAGGAAAGCACCCAUGCACUCGAUGACAUCAUUGGAAGGCUCGAACACGAAAUCGGACUGCGGCCAUACCCAAAAGAUGGAGUAGAAACGUUUCUGCAAGACGGCCUGGGAGAAGAGCUGGAAUUGACCAGUCCGAACGAUUUUGGGCCUCUUGCAGCUCAGUCGUGGUCAGAACGACAGCAAGGCGAAUGGCCCAUGUCUACAGAAAGCAGUUUCGCUAGUGCAUAUGAAACAGGACCAGAAAACAGAGGCGAAAGUGGGAGUAUUGAAGAUAGCGAGAAAGUGGAUGAUCGAGAAAGAACAGACAGCAGGUCCGUUCACGAAAGAGAAGAGAGAGAAGGUGGACCCGAAAUGUGGCGCGGAAUGCUAACGAAUCUGAUUCCGUCGCAUAUGGAGUCCAGUCUGAGCCAUUUUAGUCUGGGCCAGGCCAAUCUGAGCCAGAUGAGCCUGGGCCAGGUCAGUCUGACCCAAGUGGACCUGAGCCCGCAGAUCGACGACGUGAACGUGUCGAGCAUGGAAAUUUCCCAGGUGCCCUCUCAUGUGGAAAUUGCUCUGGUUCCUUCGCAUGUGGAAAUUGCUCUGAUUCCUUCUCAUAUUGACAAUCUCCCACUCAACCAACCCCUCGAUCUCCCCAUGGAGGGCGAGAACUUCAAAAACCAGGAAAACCUAACUAUUCCCCAAAGCCCGGUGGGCUUGUCUGCCGAACCGAGCAUUGCACUUAGUCCAAGUCUGGCACCCAUCACAAAAUCGCCGCUGGACUUCUCUUUUGGCUACACAUUUCCUGAGCCCGAGAAUGUCGCAGGGAAGCGCCCAGAGCUGUUACACAAGCGCGUUCUGUCGGUAAGUUCAACCAGCAGUGCGCUAUCUGGAGGACAUGUCAACCUUGCCACUCUCAAGCGGGCGUUCUCGCUUCGCCCAGGAGAAGGAGAACGCUGUAGCUACGUCCAGACCAUCCGGCGCAAUGCAGGCACUGCGUACAACGAAACGGGGCCUGGCAAGUGGAAACUUCCGACAGGGAUCAUGCCAUUAGACCGCAAGACGAUGGCGAUUUCUGGCCGGUUCACGCGCCUCGGAAACACCAUGUCUCCACGGAUGAAAAAGACCAGUGGGGUCGAGUUGAAGCACGGCCAUCUCCAACCGCGGUUGCUCGCGGCUGAAGUGGAUGAGGUGGCUGACACAAACCGGUUCGGAUCGCUUGGCAGGUCGAGCACUCAGAACAACCGCCGUGCGCAGCUGACGGCCAGUAUACCCGGACGAGUCACGCCUACGACGUCGAUUCUGUCUACUCCACCAAUGGCCGUUGCCGGAACGCCGCCAGGAGAAGCCAGCAGGACUGCGUCUGUGUCUGACAUUCAGAGUGUGCAAACACGUGAAACCACAGCAUCGUCUGAUUCAGAAGGAUCAGUGGCCGAGCCCAGCGACGGCUUCUACCAGCAUCCAGGCUACAACUAUAGUGAGGCUGAAACAGACGCAUUCAGCAUACACGAGGAUGCGAGCGAUGAAGAGAAACCACAUCUUUUCCUUGCCAAUCCGGACUCGAGCGAUGAGGAGUAG